Molecule: messenger RNA, 1718 nt
Organism: Abrus precatorius (Indian licorice)
Lineage: Eukaryota; Viridiplantae; Streptophyta; Magnoliopsida; Fabales; Fabaceae
Product: 1-acyl-sn-glycerol-3-phosphate acyltransferase 2-like
Exons: 11
Coding region: 199-1359 (386 amino acids)
Cellular component (GO): endomembrane system
Molecular function (GO): 1-acylglycerol-3-phosphate O-acyltransferase activity
Source: RefSeq, a predicted model, not a curated record
GAACGCAGAGAAGAGAAAAGAAGAUUGGCAGAAGAAAAUACAAGCAAAACACAGAAAGACACUAAGUAGCAAAAUAGCAUAGCAUAUUAGCAUAGGAAGGAAUAGGAAUUAGGACGAUCGACACAAACACGAACACGAACACCAACAUCAACGUAUCAAUAUCAUCGAAAAGAAGAAUUCAAUUGAAAAUUAGUGGCUAUGGCUGUUGCACCUGCAGCUGUUAUCGUCCCAUUGGGCCUUCUCUUCUUCGCUUCCGGUCUCAUCGUUAACCUCUUUCAGGCAAUAUGCUAUGUGGUUGUUCGGCCAGUGUCGAAGAAUUUGUACCGAAGGAUGAACAGGGUGAUGGCAGAACUGCUAUGGUUGGAACUCGUGUGGAUUAUUGAUUGGUGGGCGGGUGUUAAGAUCCAAGUAUUCACAGAUCGUGAAACCUUUCGUUUGAUGGGUAAAGAGCAUGCUCUUGUCAUAUCAAAUCACAGAAGUGAUAUUGAUUGGCUUGUUGGAUGGGUUUUAGCUCAGCGUUCAGGUUGCCUAGGCAGCACCCUUGCUGUGAUGAAGAAAUCUUCGAAGUUUCUACCGGUUAUUGGUUGGUCAAUGUGGUUUUCUGAGUAUCUUUUCCUGGAGAGAAGUUGGGCCAAGGAUGAAAGCACAUUAAAGUCAGGUCUACAGCAACUGAUGGAUUUCCCUCUUCCCUUUUGGUUGGCUCUCUUCGUAGAAGGAACUCGCUUUACACAGGCCAAACUAUUAGCUGCUCAGGAGUAUGCAACCUCAGCUGGAUUGCCUGUUCCCAGAAACGUUUUGAUUCCAAGAACGAAGGGAUUUGUUUCAGCAGUAAGCCAUAUGCGCUCAUUUGUUCCCGCCAUUUAUGAUGUAACAGUGGCAAUUCCCAAGAGUUCACCUGCUCCUACAAUGCUAAGACUCUUCAGGGGGCAACCUUCAGUGGUGCAUGUGCAUAUUAAGCGGCAUUUGAUGAAGGAUUUGCCAGAAGCAGAUGAAGCUGUUGCUCAAUGGUGUCGAGAUAUAUUUGUCGCUAAGGACGCAUUGUUAGACAAACAUAUAGCUGAGGACAAAUUCGGUGAUCAAGAACUGCAGGACACUGGUCGACCAAUAAAGUCUCUUGUGGUUGUCAUAUCUUGGGCUUGUGUGGUUGUUACGGGGGCUGUAAAGUUCCUUCUAUGGUCUUCACUACUAUCCUCCUGGAAGGGUGUUGCAUUUUCAGCAUUUGGUUUGGUAGUCGUAACUCUCCUCAUGCACAUCAUGAUUAAGUUCUCACAAUCUGAGCGUUCAACCCCUUCCAAGAUUGCCCCUUCGCAGUCCAAGAAUAGGGGACAGGUGGGAGGUAGUGAUAACAAACAAGACUAGAUCACACGCAUUACCCAAACACACUAUACAUAGAUAGGGAAUUCUUCUGAGGUCACAUCUUUGUGAACUUAAUUUGCAAUUUAUCGUUCAUAAAACAAAAUUGCAUUUGUGUGUUUAGGGACUCACGUGACACCCCCCCUGCUUUAUUUGUUUGCUUUGAAAUUCCAUCUCUCAUGAAUUCUGUUAUUCCUUGUAUUAUGCAUGCACACAUACUAUUCAUUAUUUUUCAAUUUAAUUAGGAUAUAUUUGUAUAGACAAUACAAAAUUCCUCCUCCAUAUCGCUUCCCCCUCCCUUUGUGGGCACUUGUACACUUUCAGGUAUUGAACAAUUAAUUUUGUGAUUAUUUCUGGUUCCCCUU